AUGCUGUUGGACGAGGCCCAUGAAAGGCUGUAUGUAGGGGCUAAAAACAUCCUGUACUCCCUCAGCCUGGAGAGAGUUAACCACCAACACAGAGAGAUCGACUGGGCCAGCUCUGUGUCACAGGUAGAAGAUUGUCUGAUGAAAGGCAGAGAGAAGCCAGAGUGUGCUAACUACAUCAAGGUGCUGCAGCUGUUUAACACCACCCACCUGUUGGCCUGCGGAACAGGAGCAUUUAACCCUCACUGUGCCAAAAUAAGGGUGGGACACACAGGACAGGUGAGCAGGUUUGAGCUGGAGGAGCAGAGUGUAGAGAGCGGCAGAGGGAGAUGUCCCUACAACCACAACAGCCCCGUUACAUCCACUCUGGACAGAGGAGAGCUGUAUAUUGGCCUGUACACAGACUACUGGGAGAAUGACGCAGCUUUGUGUCGACUGAACAACCAGAGCUACACACGUACUGAGAGAGACGACAGACAACAGCUCAACGAACCUAAGUUUAUUGGGUCGGUGGUGAUUCCUGAUAACAAUGACAGGGAUGAUGACAAGGUCUACUUCUUCUUCACGGAGAGAGGGACAAACGCAGAGGGGGUUAACAAGGCUGUUUACACCAGGGUGGGACGUGUCUGUGCGAAUGAUCAGGGAGGUCAGAGGAUGUUGGUGAAUCGUUGGAGCUCCUUCCUAAAGACUCGCCUCAUCUGCUCUGUGGCUGGACCCAACGGCAUCGACACACACUUUGACGAGCUAGAGGAUGUAUUUGUGUUGAAGAACAAGGAUGAGAAGAAUCCAGAGAUUUUUGGCCUCUUCAGCACUACAAGUGCUGUGUUCCAGGGCUAUGCGGUGUGUGUGUACCACAUGGAUGAUGUGCGAGCAGCGUUCAAUGGCCAGUUUGCCCACCGGGAGAGACCAGAGCACCACUGGACCCCCUACGAAGGCCGGGUCCCCUACCCACGCCCCGGAUCUUGUGCCAGUGAGGUGAAUGGUGGUGGGUUCUCAGGUUCUAAGGAGUUCCCUGAUGAGGUUCUGCGAUUCGUGCGUUCCCACCCCGUCAUGUUUAGCCCGGUCCUCCCCCUCCACCGCAGACCAGUUCUACUGCAGACAGAGCCAGGGGGGAGGAGACUAACUCAGAUCGCUGUGGACCGUGUCCAGGCCCAGGAUGGACACUAUCAUGUUCUGUAUAUAGGAACAGACGACUCUGUUGUGUUGAAGUUUAUCACCAUCUACAACAAAGACACAGACACCAUAGAGGAAGUGCUACUGGAGGAACUGCAGGUGUUCAAGGUCCCUUUUCCAAUAACUGAGAUCAUCAUAUCAGCUAAACGGCAACAGCUAUAUGUGGGUUCUGAGGUUGGUGUGGCUCAGGUGAGGCUCCAUCAGUGUGACCUGUACGGGUCUGAGUGUGCCGACUGUUGCCUAGCGAGGGACCCUUACUGCGCCUGGGAUGGAAUCACCUGCUCACGAUACUACCCUGCUGGGGUUUACACCAAGAGACGAUUCAGGAGACAGGAUGUUCGCCAUGGCAACGCUGUACAGCUGUGCAACGGGCUACAGAUUGAUGGGGAGCAGUUCCAGGGUGCAGUGGAGAGGCAGGUGUAUGGGGUAGAGAGUAACAGUACUCUACUAGAGUGUACCCCUCGUUCUCUACAGGCCAGAGUCAUGUGGUACAUACAGAGAGACCCAGACAGAGAGGAGGUCGGAGGUGAUGAGCGUGUAGUUAUGACAACCCACGGGCUGCUGUUCCUGCGUGUUCGGAGCGGGGAUGCUGGGGUGUACGUGUGUCAGACGGUGGAACAUGGCUAUGUCCACACCCUACUGAGGGUCACACUACAUGUGUUGGGAGGACGGAAGGUUGGGGCUCUGAUACACAGGAAAGGGGAGGAGGGGGAGGGAGAGAGGGAGACAAAAGCAACCUGUCACCUCCCUCUAGAUACCUCUCCAGGCCCCCACCCUGGUUCCAACUCUGACCCCAGUUCCAGGCUACAAGGAGCCCUGCCAGGGUUAUCCCUAGCCCCAGCCCCAGCUCCAGGCCCUGCCUCCAGGCUGCCAGGCCCAGGUCCUACUUCCAGGCUGCCGGCCCCAGUCCCAGGUACUACAUCCAGGCUGCCAGCCCCAGGACCAGGCCCUGCCUCACAGCUGUGGUACAAGGAGUUUCUCCAGCUGAUAGGCUAUGGGGACUCCCAGCAGGUGGAGGAGUACUGUGAGAGGGUCUGGUGCUCAGGGAAGAGACGCAGGAAGUCUAAACGCAGAUACACCCAGCCAAUGGAAGUAGCAGAGAGGAAGGGGAGGGGGAAAGGAGACCCACACCGAGCCCCCAGACACACCUUGGACACCUGA
Messenger RNA from Salvelinus namaycush (lake trout), 2331 nucleotides. RefSeq names its product semaphorin-3E-like. NCBI's taxonomy places the organism in Eukaryota, Metazoa, Chordata, Actinopteri, Salmoniformes, Salmonidae. The transcript is spliced from 16 exons. Gene Ontology annotation, molecular function: chemorepellent activity; semaphorin receptor binding. Bases 1 to 2331 code for a protein of 776 amino acids. The record is from RefSeq and is a predicted model, not a curated record. Gene Ontology annotation, biological process: neural crest cell migration; positive regulation of cell migration; semaphorin-plexin signaling pathway.